AGAGGGAAUCCCAGAAAAGAGUCACACAAACAUCGCGUUGCUGCUUUUGCUCCAGCUUGCUCUGUUUUAUUGGAACUGAAGAUGGACGACUGAAUGAGGAAUCGCAUUUUAAAAAAUCGGGAGGAGAUUUAUGUGUCAGACUGACCGAGAAGCUCCAAGAUAAAUAAUCUCCGAACCAUACUCUUCUGACUGCAGGGCGUCAGAUAGGCAUUUGGCCGAGCUGGGCUUUCGAAGUCUCAAUUCUCGCGUGGAAAGAAGCUCGCGUUCCUUGUGGAUGCUGUUGUGACACAGCAGGACAAGUCAGAACCGAGUGAGUACUUCUAAAUAGGAGUCACGCGCUCAAAUGGGAAGCGUAUCAGACGGAAAGACCUCUGGCGGGUUGUCAAGGAUGCUCGGACAACAACUGCACGACUGUCAAGAGUGAGGUUCCCCUCAAAUUCUUCUUCCUAGUGACAUUCAUUUAGACCAGACACAAUGGGGCCGCAUGACAUUUGUGUCAUUUCUUGUUCCUCCUCGACGUGACAUCGGACCUCACUGCUCAGGACUUGCAGUGCAGUCGCUCCUUAUUAAACAGAGCCAGCGAGCUGACUAUUUUAUUGUCAUUGCACUUCAUUAAGGCAUGGAUGACUCGGGUAUAAUACGACGGCGGAGGCUGCAGAAGGAUUUGCCACUGCCUCGCAAGAGCAGCAGCUGUCGAACAACCAACAGAAAGAGUCUGAUCUUGACAACCACAUCCCCCACUCUGCCCCGACCACACUCACCUCUACCUCUCCCAGGACACCUUGGAAGCAGCCCACUGGACAGUCCGAGAAACUUCUCUCCAAGCAACCCUGCUCACUUCUCCUUUGCCUCUUCCAGAAGAGCUGAUGGACGGCGUUGGUCUUUAGCGUCUUUGCCUUCGUCUGGUUAUGGCACAAACACUCCCAGUUCAACGUCGUCCAGCUCUUCGCAGGAGCGACUGCACCAGCUGCCCUUCCAGCCCACCAUGGAUGAGCUUCAUUUCUUGUCCAAGCAUUUUGGCAGCACGGAAAGCAUCACUGAUGAUGAUGGUGGACGCUCCUCUCCACAUGCUCGCCCACGCUCCCGCAGUCUCAGCCCAGGACGCUCCUCUUCAUGCUAUGAUAACGAGAUACUCAUGAUGAACCAUGUGUACAAGGAUCGCUUUCCAAAGGCCACCGCACAGAUGGAAGGGAAGCUUGCAGAGUUCAUUCACGCUUACUCUCCUGAAAAUGUUCUCCCGCUGGCCGACGGAGUCCUCAGCUUCAUCCACCACCAAAUCGCCGAGCUCUCAAGGGACUGCCUGACGAAAUCCUGCGAGGGACUCAUCACAUCUGUCUACUUCUUUGAGCUGCAGGAAAACCUGGAGAAGCUCCUUCAUGACGCCUUUGAACGUUCUGAGAGCUCCGAGGUGGCUUUUGUCACAGAGUUGGUGAAAAAGCUUCUCAUCAUCAUUUCCCGGCCUGCUAGGCUCUUGGAGUGUCUGGAAUUCAACCCUGAGGAGUUCUACCACCUGCUGGAGGCAGCGGAGGAUGUUGCGAAGGAGGGUCACCUGAUGAAAACUGACAUCCCUCGUUAUAUCGUCAGCCAGUUAGGACUCACCAGAGAUCCAAUUGAAGAGAUGGUCAACCUUGAUAGUUAUGACAGCGAAGGACCCCUGACACCUGAAACAGAUGAUUCGACCGAGGGUAAAAUUAGAGCAAUGAAACCACCAGGUGAAGCAGACUUCCAGACCAUCAAACUCAUUAGCCAUGGAGCAUAUGGUGCUGUGUAUUUGGUACGACACCUGGAGACACGACAGCGUUUUGCCAUGAAGAAAAUUAACAAGCAAAACCUGAUCUUAAGGAACCAAAUCCAACAGGCCUUUGUCGAGAGAGACAUCCUCACAUUUGCUGAGAACCCCUUUGUGGUGUCAAUGUUUUGUUCCUUUGAGACCCGUCGGCACCUGUGUAUGGUCAUGGAAUAUGUCGAAGGGGGAGACUGUGCUACUCUGCUGAAAAACAUUGGGGCUUUGCCAGUGGAAAUGGCUAGGAUGUACUUUGCUGAAACCGUCCUUGCUCUUGAGUACUUACACAACUAUGGCAUUGUCCACCGCGACCUCAAGCCUGAUAACCUUCUAAUAACAUCAAUGGGCCACAUCAAGCUUACCGACUUCGGCCUUUCUAAAAUGGGCUUGAUGAGUCUGACUACUAACCUGUAUGAAGGACACAUUGAGAAGGACACUCGUGAGUUCUUGGAUAAACAGGUGUGUGGAACUCCAGAGUAUAUUGCUCCUGAGGUAAUUCUUCGUCAAGGUUACGGAAAGCCAGUGGACUGGUGGGCUAUGGGUAUCAUCUUGUAUGAGUUCUUGGUGGGCUGUGUGCCUUUCUUUGGAGACACUCCGGAGGAGCUGUUUGGACAGGUCAUAUCAGAUGACAUUGUAUGGCCUGAAGGUGAUGAGGCGCUCCCUGUCGAUGCCCAACAUCUCAUCUCGUCUCUUUUACAAACAAAUCCACUUGUUCGACUAGGAACAGGGGGUGCUUUUGAAGUGAAGCAGCACUCCUUUUUCACAGAGGUGAACUGGAACAGCUUGCUGAGACAAAAGGCUGAGUUCAUCCCUCACCUGGAGUCAGAGGAGGACACUAGUUAUUUUGACACACGAUCUGAGCGCUACCAUCAUGUGCACUCAUAUGAGGAAGACGAUACCAAUGAUGAUGAGCCCGUGGAGUUGCAUCGCUUUUCUUCAUGUUCGCCCCGCUUUAGCAAGGUGUACAGCAGUAUGGAGCAUCUAUCACAGCUGGAGCAUAAACCACCAAGUGUAACUUUACGGGAGCACAAAGUUCCAAGAGAGGACCGAAUGGCCAAGAGAGAAAGCCUGGGUAGUUUUACGCUCAGGGACAAGAACUGGAGGACCGGAUCCCCUGAGAUGAAGCGUUUGUCCUGCUCUGAGUCUUCAUUCACUGAGAGUGACUACAGUCCUCCAUCUGGGGCCCGAAGGCGGUUCUCCGCCCUCAUGGACACACAUCGCUUGGCCUCACCUCUAGAAGUCGAUUCUGAACAGUCACUAUCCAGGGGCCAGCCACAAGUGAAGGUCAGGGGAACGUCUCUGGAAGGGGCCAUCGGUGCCAUCUCCUCUCAAGGCGACCUGAGGACAUACCUUAAAGAAAGCAAUGGGUUCACAGCUGGAGCAGCCAGCGCUACUGUUCUGGGACUUCCAGAGCCACAAGGGCCCAGAGGAGCCACAACAGACUUGGUGCUGAGGAGAGUUCGGCACCAGCAGCUGUCCGCCGAAGGAGAAAAAAGGAACUCUCGCCCAGGCAAUAAAGUUAUCAAAUCUGCUUCUGCUACUGCUUUAUCUGUCAUCAUUCCUGCAGUCGAACAACAUGGUGCCUCUCCCCUAGCGAGUCCCAUGUCUCCCCGCUCUCUGUCGUCCAACCCCUCGUCUCGAGACUCAUCUCCCAGUAGAGACUACUGUCCGGUUGUAAACAUCAUGCAUUCCCCAAUUACAAUCCACCGCUCUGGGAAGAAGUACGGUUUUACUCUCCGAGCAAUAAGAGUCUACAUAGGAGACAGUGAUGUCUACAGCGUACACCACAUGGUCUGGCAUGUGGAGGAUGGAGGCCCCGCCCAAGAGGCUGGACUUAAUGCUGGUGAUCUCAUCACUCACGUAAAUGGGGAGUCCGUUCACGGUCUUGUCCAUACAGAGGUUGUCGAGCUCAUCCUGAAGAGUGGAAACAAGGUGACCGUCACAACGACUCCCUUUGAGAACACCUCUAUAAAAGUAGGACCUGCACGCAAGACCAGCUAUAAAUGCAAAAUGGCACGACGCAGCAAAAGGCCAGGAGCCAAAGAGGGGCAAGAUAAGAAGCGCAGCUCCCUGUUCAGAAAAAUAACCAAGCAGUCCAAUUUGCUCCACACCAGUCGAAGCCUCUCCUCUUUGAAUCGUUCCCUAUCAUCUGGAGACAGUCUACCCGGAUCUCCUACCCACAGCUUUUGUGCCCGCUCACCCACUCAGAGUUAUCGAUCCACUCUGGAAACACCUUACGUGGGCACUUCCUCACAGAGCAGCUCCACAGCAUCAAGCACCCCCAACUCCCCAGCCACAACCCACCACAUGAGGCCCAGCUCUCUGCAUGGGCUUUCGCCUAAACUUCAUCGCCAAUACCGCUCGGCUCGCUGUAAAUCUGCUGGCAACAUCCCCUUAUCGCCUUUAGCACACACACCCUCUCCCACCACGUCUUCCCCUCCACCUCUGAGCGGCCACACGGUAGGUAGCUCCAACACCACACAGAUGUUCCCCGUAAAGCUACACUCGUCACCACCCGUUGCCCGUCCUCGUCCCAAGAGCGCAGAACCACCCAGAUCCCCACUUCUGCAACGAGUGCAAUCCGCAGAGAAGCUCGGAGCGCCUGUUCUCCCGUCCUCCUCAUCUUCAUCCUCAUCACCUUCUCCUCUGACGGGAGGGGUGUGCUUACGCAAGCACAGUCUGGAGGUCACCCAUGGAGACUACAGGAGAGAGUCCUUCCACUGUGAGCACAGCCUACAGAGUCUGCUCGAGAUGGAGGGAGAGAAUGGACCUGCUCCACCUUCCCCUUCUUCAUCUUCCUCCCCAUCUCCACCUUUGGGAGGGGAAACCAGUAGUUUGAAGCCUGUCAGAAGACUUGGAAGGCAGGAAUCACCACUCAGCCGUGACACAGUGUUACCGGUGAUGGAAAAAGAUACGCAAACCACGACAUCUGAUCUCACUGGGUGCGAUACUGAGACCAAAACAACAAAAAAUGAAUCUGGCCCCGACCCAAAUAAGACAUUAUCCUCCUCUGAGGUUCCACAGAGUUCAGCUGCAAUUGAGACGACCUCUUCUCCAGUCGUACCCACUGAGACCAAAUCAAAACAAGGGGUCAGACCUCCAAAUACAACAAAUGUUGCAACUUCUGAAGUUACUGUCUCUAAGAGCAAACCUUGUGAGAAAGUCUCCACUCCAGGGAUAACAAAGUGCCUCCAACCACAAGAGCGAAAGCAGAAGGAUGCUCAGAUAGACAGCAUAUCUUCAACUAAAGCUUUGGGAUGUGCCGAAGACAAAACCAAAAGUGCAGAGAAAAGUGCUUGUCGCAAAGGAUCAACAACAGAGUCAAACAAACCUCGUAAAGGCACAGAGACUGUUGAGAAAGAGAGCAUUGGUGGUGAUAAAAAAAGUGAGAUGACCAAGAUUAAAAGUCCUGCACCCCCAUUACCAACCCCAGCGCAAGUCCAAAGUACAGGAAAUGUACCAAUUGCAGUCAGCUCCAAAGUAGAAAGACCGUCAAAGAACCACUGCGGAGUGAAGGAGGAUAGGGCGCGCCUGGAAGUGUUGGAAGAAAACCCCAUGUCCCCUUCUUCUAAUGCAUCCUCACCUUGUUCCAGCAAACCACGCACCAUGUCCCCCGGGGAUCGAGCCAGCUUCGUCACGCAGCUCACAAGCGUCGCCAAAACAGUACUGGGGCCAAUGAAAGGAGGGUCGCAAGACAUUUCCAAGGUCAAGGAUACCAAUAAGGCAAGUGAGGAAAAACGAGGCAGCACAAUGGGAAGAGCGGAAGCUUCAGGUGGGAUCGGACGACGUGGGGCUCAUACAACAUCUGCUGGCAGUGCUCUCCAAUUGGAUAAAGGAAACAGUCGGAGUUCAAAACAUCAUUCAUAAUGAUAAACAAGCAAAAUACCUAAUACAUUGCCUUUUACUGUCAAAGCAUUCAAACAUAUCAUGACUUUUAAAUUAAACAUAUAUGCCUGAAGAGAAAUAAUCUGCAUCCGAGAUUUUGGACAUUUUGCAGGCAAGGGGGAAGAUGCAUCGCCUACUGUUUAAAAAUUUGUGUAGCAUAUUAUAGACCUGUGGAUGUCUGUUCUCUAUAUAUAUAAUAUAUAUACAUAUAUAUUAGACAUGUGCCGAUUACCGAUUUCAAGGUAUACCGUGGUAUGAAAACAUCAAAGUUUCAAAACUACAAAAAUUUUCCAUCAUACCGUCCCUAAGGUAUUAGCUUUUUUUGUGUUCCAAAAAUGCAUGGAGAAAUCCCUCACUUGCAACUGCAAGGCUCAACCCUCCACCACCGGUUGUUGCUCAGUGUCAGUGAGUCAGCUGUGCUUCAUGAUGGUUGGAGGAGGUUAAACUCCUGAACUUUUUCCCCCCAUGGAAGAAAACGAAAUCGCUGGUAUGGGAAUACUUCGGCUACAGAAAAGUUAAAGGCGGCUGCGGCUUAGAGGAGGAGGGCCAACCGACAUGUAAAACAUAUUUGCGGAGGGUGGCUGGCGAGGAGGCAAUACCUCCAAAAUGAUUUCACAUUUAUACAAAAUUAAAGGUUAGAAAACGCAAUCAUGAACGUUUUCCUCCAACCAUGAGAGUUAACUCCAGCGUGUUUAGUGUGUCUAGCGGUGGUAAAACGUGGUGUUUUUAUCUCUCCGGCAACUGUCUGUGUUGAGAGUGUGUGUAAUAUCUAAACAUGAUUCGAGUCAUACGCACAUGCUUUUUAUGGAAAAUAAUUAUUUUUGUUCUGAUGGUAAGAAUAUUGAGAUGUGGCUGUGGGUUAAGGCUCAGCUAAAGGAAUGCAUUUAUUUUAAUUUUAUUUAUAAUUUUUUAAAUAUUUUUUAAAAUGUUAUUUUAACGCAACAUUAUACUUCUGUUCCAAUUUACUAAUAUCUUGUGAAAAAUAAAAAUCCUUUUCAAUGGUAAAAAGUUUUUUUUUUUAACCCAGAUAUCUCAAAGUAAUACAUUUUAGAACUGUAAUAGCAAUACCCGUUAUAUCGUGUAACUGUGAUAUUUUUGCUUAAGGUUAUCAUACCGUCAGAAUAUCAUACUGGCACAUGCCUAAUAUACAUAUAUAUGUAUAACUGCAUGUUGUACAUGGAAAAUGUACAUAAAAAAAUAGAAUUUUCAAAAGCAGGUGAAAAAAAACAGGACCUUAAGGUAGUAAACACUGUGAACAACUUUGCAACCAUCACAACAUGCAAACCACAUUCCAUUUACUUAAUUAAUUCAAGGUAAUUCAAGUUAGCAUAAUGAUAUGAUAGUCAUGUAUUGUAAGAUAACAGAGAGGAAAAAAAUCAAAAAGGUUAGCGUACAGUAGUCUGGACCAAAUUACUUGUCGUCAAAGGAACUGGAUGGUGUUCUGAUUGGUUAAAGGGCUGUAUUCCAGUGGGGUAAUGUAUGGUUUGAAGUUGCACAGGGGCACUAUGCAAUGUGUUAAUAUUAAUGCCACUUUAGGUGUCCAGGUUGACUAUGUUUACAUUGUGUUGUCGACCAGUAGAGGUGAAAAAAAGAAGUAGUUGCAAUAUGCAGAGCAAAUAUAUUUUGCUUUUAAAAUUGUCCCUUUUAAUGUGCAAUUGCUAUUGUACGUGAAUUCAUUGUGUGUUUGUGUUAUUGUGUUGCUGAGAACUAAAUAGCACUUCAAAAGUUCAUUGAAUACAAUUUUAUUUAUUUAUUUUUACAUACGCUGAUAUAUGAUUGAUUUCAUCAUUUAUUGUGGAAAAUGUGUUUUCAUUUCUUUAGUUUGCAGUUUAAGAUAUUAGUGUCUGCUAAAUAUACAUUGAAACAGAUGCAUGUAAUACGUUCCAGAUAUUUUUACUCAUCUGAGUACAACUCAAACGCUGUGUUUCAGUGUUCUGUAUAGUUAGAAAAUUUUCCUAUGCAAGGUGUAAGGAUGCAUACUCACACUGAAUGUUUGACCAGCUUUCCAGCAUUAGUGCAAUGCACAAAAAAGGAACAAAAUCUUCUAUGAAAUGAAUGCUUUGCUGCAAUGCAAAGUGCAAACCAAGCAAUUGUAUCGAGUGAAAAUCUGAAUGAAAUGUCUGAAGAAAUUGUGAUGGUAUUGCAAAAAAAAAAAAAAAAAGUGAAAUGUUAAUUAUACUAAAUUACAUGGUUUGUUCACAGUCUAGCUGGUGACAACUCUAUUAGAAUUUGAGAUCAUUUUGAACCUUCAACAGGAAAUUCUGCCGAAGAAAGUACUAUUUGGGGUAAAGUAGUUUAAAUAAUAAUAAUAUUGCAUUGGAUGUACAUAGUACAUUUUGAGGUUAAGAACGUUGGACGGUAAAUAAUUACCUCAUUCUGUCAUGUUAUUACUUUGAUGGCCUAGAAUUUUUGUCAUGCAGAUGCUACUGCAUUCACUCAAAUUUUAAUUAAGGACAGAAAAACAAGUAUGUUGUAAACCGAGAACCUCCUGCCACGAUAAAGACCUCGAAUGCAGUAUUUUUCCCUUCAACCACGGUCUCUAGAAAUUGAACACUGUAUUUUGAAUUCAUGAGUGCAAUUCCAACAUUACAGCCCAUAGUAUAUAAUAGGUAUGUGAAUUUGUUCUUCCCGUUACAUUGCAAUCGCGUCUAUUUUUGUGUCAUGUAAAAUACGUACUUACCUUACACUGCCAUCUUGUGGAUUACUUGCUGCAAAGGCUGAUUAGUGUAGGUUUAGAGAAUGGGAUUUAUCCAAGUUAUAUUCUGAUGUCAAAGAUCUCUGUCAUUGAAAAUAAUUUAAAGUCCAUGCAAGUUUCUGACAUUUUAUUUAAUCGAAAAUGCUGUUUAGGGAUUCAGAGUGGAAUCACUUUGCAUUAAACACAAAUGGUUUGUGUGGAAUGAGUUGCACUUUAUUUUUGUGAAAUACGGUCUUGUGUUAACUGUAGAAAUAUUUUUUUGUUAAUGUAUUUACAUGUAUUCUCACAUUUGGAAAAUACCUUUUUCCGAUGAAGAAUAUAUUCCUCAUGGACAGUCGAGUACAACCCAGUAAAUUGUAUGCAAAAGAACAUGCAAAUCUCGAUAAUUUGAUUAGACUUUAGAUGUUUUAGAUGCACUAAAUCGCCAGUAAACAUUUGGUAAACGCCUGAAAAUGUUGAAUUUAAAUGGGAAUUAUUUCUGUUUCUGUUAUUUAUUUACUUAUUUUAUUUAAUGUGUAAGAAGUCUAGAGAGGUCCCCAUAUCCCUUCUGUGGGUACAGUAAUUCAUGUUUUCGUGUAUGACUGAGGCUGUCCAUUUUAAGUUCCUGUCUUGCAACUUGUGGGAAAAACAAUAAAAAGAGAAGAGAUGGCAAUUGGUUUUUACC
Molecule: messenger RNA, 9027 nt
Organism: Corythoichthys intestinalis (scribbled pipefish)
Lineage: Eukaryota; Metazoa; Chordata; Actinopteri; Syngnathiformes; Syngnathidae
Product: microtubule-associated serine/threonine-protein kinase 1-like
Exons: 27
Coding region: 620-5650 (1676 amino acids)
Biological process (GO): peptidyl-serine phosphorylation; cytoskeleton organization; intracellular signal transduction
Molecular function (GO): protein serine/threonine kinase activity; ATP binding; magnesium ion binding
Source: RefSeq, a predicted model, not a curated record